This is a messenger RNA of Amoebophrya sp. A25, 258 nucleotides long. The record is from the annotation of a GenBank genome assembly. Lineage: Eukaryota; Dinophyceae; Syndiniales; Amoebophryaceae.
GUGGGGCCAGGGCAAGGAGCCACAAGAACAACAGGAAGAGUGGCACUCAGAUCUCCUCAGCGCUACUCGACAGCCCUGAAAACACCAAUGGAAAACGCCGUGGACGCGAAUCGCCGAAGACAGAGCUGAAAAAUAAACCUAGCGACUCAGAACAAGCAGUUUCAUCUCAUCUUUGUAGCUCCUCCGCGAGGGGGGGUGCGCACCAACUACCCCAGUCGCCUUUGUCUUCCCACCACGUCCAGAAGAACGCUCUUGGGG